AUGGGGAACUCGCUGAGCUGUUGCUUGGGCACCAAGGCCAGCCCCAAGCGGGGCCAGCGCAGGAGGUCUGGGGAGCUGUACUGCAGCGCUGACAUCUAUGAGGCAACAUCAAGCAAAGGUGUAGGCCAAGGCAGAGAGGAGCACAGGCGCUGCAGAUGGAACCUGCUGCUCCCUAAUGCCAGCCCCAAGCAAAACCAGCGCAGGGUGCGGUGGGCGGAACCGCCCUGCAGCUAUAACAUCACGGAGGCGGAGGUGGCAGUAGUCCACACCCUGAUGCUGUGGAACCUGCACAGCCGGAUUUGGGAGCAGACAAGGGCCAUGACCUGCAACACAUCAGUGACCAGGAAAUGCCCAAAGAUACCUCCAUGGCAUCUUGAUAGAAAAUACAGCUCAUGUUCCACCAUAUUGCUAGAUAACAGCACAAUCAGCCAGCCUGAUCUUAGACAUACAUUAGAAAGAUGAGUACGAUACGCAGAUAGAUCUCUGGAUAUUUUUGAAGAGCCAAUACAUCCACUUUCACAAGAGAAGGUUCCAGGGAAAUCCUUUGAGCAUGAUCCCAAACGCGACUGUAUUUUGAGAUAUUUCUGUACUCUUUUUCAAAUCAUAAAAGUAACAGCUCCAUGUGCAAUCGUAGCUUUGGUGUACAUCGAACGACUUUUAACUAGUGCUAACAUCGAUCUUUGUCCUACUAAUUGGAAAAAGAUUGUCCUCGGAGCCAUGCUUCUUGCCUCCAAGGUUUGGAGAAACCAUGGUCUGUGGAGUGUGGAUGACAGCCAGAUUCCCCAGGACGUUGCAGUUGAGAACAUGAGCAAGAUGGAGAAGUGUUUCUUAGAGCUACUUGAGUUUAAUAUUCAUGUAUCUGCCGGUGUUUAUGCAAAAUAUUACUUUGACCUGCGUGCCUUGGCAAAUGACCAUGACCUGUAUUUUCUAUUUAGUUUUCUUCACAAAGAUAAAGCACAGAAACUGGAGGCUAUGUCACAGCCAUGUGAAUACAAAGACUUACAUCAACAUGCCGCUGCUAUGAAAAGGGCUAUCAGCAUGAACAUCAUUGGUAUUCGGUGCUCUAAUGCCAUCUUAUCUUAA
Rhinopithecus roxellana (golden snub-nosed monkey) is the source of this 1083-nucleotide messenger RNA. RefSeq names its product putative cyclin-Y-like protein 3. The record is from RefSeq and is a predicted model, not a curated record. Gene Ontology annotation, biological process: regulation of canonical Wnt signaling pathway; regulation of protein kinase activity. Gene Ontology annotation, cellular component: plasma membrane. Lineage: Eukaryota; Metazoa; Chordata; Mammalia; Primates; Cercopithecidae. The transcript has 7 exons. Gene Ontology annotation, molecular function: cyclin-dependent protein serine/threonine kinase activator activity.